AUGAUCCCUUUCUGCUCUGAGACUGUGUGGCUCUGCCUGGCUGUCACUGUAGUACUGGGAGGAAUGGUUCUUUGCAAACUGAAGAGCCCAGGGCAGGUGGGGAGAAAGGUGGUCUGCUUGGUGGGCCUCUGGGGAGUGGCUUGCCUGCUGAGUCUGUCCCCCUUCUGGGGCUUGCUUCUCUUCUCCCUGUCAUGUUGCUUCAUGUAUACUUACUUAUCUGGCCAGGAGUUGUUAUCUGUGGAUGAAAAGGCGGUGCUGAUCACAGGUAGCGAUUCCGGGAUUGGCCAUGCUUUGUCCAAGUAUCUGGACAAGCUGGGCUUCACAGUAUUUGCUGGAGUUCUGGAUGAAAAGGGAUCAGGAGCAGAGGAAUUACGAAGAACCUGCUCCGAGCGCCUCUCUGUACUCCAGAUGGACAUCACCGACCCACAGCAGAUCAAAGAUGCCUACAGCAAAGUCCUGGAAAAGGUGCAGAACAGAGGGCUGUGGGCUCUGGUCAACAAUGCUGGGAUCCUUGGCUUCCCAGCCGAUGGGGAGCUCAUUCCUAUGAUCCACUAUAAACGAUGCAUGGCUGUGAACUUCUUUGGGGCCGUGGAAGUCACGAAGGCAUUUUUGCCUCUUCUUAGGAAAUCCAAAGGGAGGCUGGUGAACAUCAGCAGCAUGGCAGGAGGGGUGCCACUGCAAAAGCUGGCAGCUUAUGGGUCAUCCAAGGCGGCUCUGACCAUGUUUUCGGCAGUCAUGAGACAAGAGCUUUCCAGUUGGGGAGUUAAAGUCUCCGUCAUCCAUCCUGGAGGCUUCCAAACGAAUAUUGCAGGCACGAGUGACAUGUGGGACAGGCUGGAGAAAACCAUGCUGGACCACCUCACCCCCGACGUGCAGGAAGACUACGGCCAGGACUAUAUUCUUGCACAACGGAAUUAUCUCAGGAAAGUCAACACGCAGUCCCAGCCAGAUGUCUCCCCUGUGCUCCUGGACGUCUGGCACGCCAUCUCUGCUAAGAGCCCCUUUGCCUUUUACGCACCCGGGAAAAGGUCUUAUCUGUUUCUCUGCUUUUUUUCCCUUGUCCCUACUUGCAUAUUUGAUUAUUUUUUCAAACCGACUACACAUAACAUGCCCAGAGCUCUAAGGAUGACUAACUGGAAGAAUAAGGCCACAUAGACAAAUAUGUGUGAAAUGUUAUAGUCGUGGGAGACCUGAGCUUCCCAUUAAAGCUGUG
This is a messenger RNA of Diceros bicornis minor, 1213 nucleotides long. RefSeq names its product hydroxysteroid 17-beta dehydrogenase 2 (gene HSD17B2). Lineage: Eukaryota; Metazoa; Chordata; Mammalia; Perissodactyla; Rhinocerotidae. The record is from RefSeq and is a predicted model, not a curated record. The transcript is spliced from 5 exons. Gene Ontology annotation, molecular function: oxidoreductase activity. The coding region runs from base 1 to 1155 and encodes 384 amino acids.